AUGGCAAAGACCGCGCUUAUUUUGCUGGCACCAGGUGCUGAAGAACUCGAGACAAUAUCUGUUGCUGAUAUUCUUGUUCGUGCGAAGGUUAAAGUGGUCAUUGCAGGUGUGUGUGGCCCCGGAGUUGUUGUUUGUAGUCGUGGUAUCAAAAUUCAGCCCGAUGUUGCGCUGUCUGAUGUCAUUGGCACCGCUUUUGAUUUGGUCUACCUUCCCGGUGGCUUGGACGGUAUGAAAAACCUCUCUAAAAGCGCAGAUGUGGGAAGGUUGCUCAAUGAGCAAAACGAAAAGCAGCGCCUCAUCGCCGCUAUUUGCGCUUCCCCCUGUGCCUUGAAAGCCCACGGAAUCGCUAAGGGUUGUAGUGUCACCUGCUACCCCUCAAUGAAAGCUGAUCUUGAAAAGGACUACAAGUAUCACGAGAAAAAUAUCGUCGAAGACGGACAUAUUCUGACAAGCCGCGGACCGGGAACAGCCGCUGAGUUCGGCCUUCGAUUGGCUGAGCUCUUGACCGACACUGAAACCGCCAAGUCUGUUGCCUGUGGCAUGCUUCUUCCCUUCCCUUAG
Molecule: messenger RNA, 561 nt
Organism: Rodentolepis nana
Lineage: Eukaryota; Metazoa; Platyhelminthes; Cestoda; Cyclophyllidea; Hymenolepididae
Source: the annotation of a GenBank genome assembly